GAGGACAGCGCGGACCUGAAGUGCCAGCUGCAUUUUGCCAAGGAGGAGUCGGCCCUGAUGUGCAAGAAGCUGACCAAGCUGGCCAAGGAGAACGACGGGAUGAAGGAGGAGCUGCUGAAGCACAGGUCCCUGUAUGGGGACCUCGACAGCUCCCUCUCCGUGGAGGAGCUGGCUGACUCUCCCCAUUCCCGGGAGGCCGAGUUGAAGGUCCACCUCAAGCUGGUGGAGGAGGAAGCCAACAUCCUCAGCCGGAGGAUAGUGGAGCUGGAGGUGGAAAACCGUGGGCUGCGGGCAGAGAUGGACGACAUGAAGGGCCAGGGGGACAGAGAGCUGCCGGGGCAGGAUGCGCGGUUCCUGGCGGGCGUUUCUGGCUGCGGGGACGCGGGGGACACGGUGGCGGAGCUGCGCCGGCACCUGCAGUUCGUGGAGGAGGAGGCCGAGCUGCUGAGGCGCUCGCUGCUGGAGCUGGAGGAUCAGAACAAGCUCCUCCUGAACGAGCUGACCAAGUACAAGUCAGACCAUGAGCUGGACGUGACGCUGUCGGAGGACAGCUGCUCGGUGGUCAGCGAACCCUCGCAGGAGGAGCUGGCCACCGCCCAGAGCGGCAAGGUGAAGAAGCUGCAGUACGAGAACCGCGUGCUGCUCUCCAACCUCCAGCGCUGCGACCUGGCCUCCUGCCAGACCACCCGGCCCAUGCUGGAGACCGACGCCGAGGCCGGCGACUCAGCACAGUGCAUCCCCACUGCCGGCUGGAGGGAUGGGAUGGGUAGCACCGAAGCUGACGGGCAGGACAGGGUGCCCAGCAGUGGGAAGGUGCCCGAUGGCUGCUUCGCGAGGAAGGUGGACCACCUCACUGGUGGCCUCAAGGAACACACGGACUCUUUCGCCUUCUCUGGCCCCGGCAGCCACGACGCCACCAAAGAGGGGUUGCAGAAGGAGCAUGCCUCCGACUUCCAGAGCAAAACCCAGACUAACACCUCGCUGCAUGCCAGUGGCACCGGGGACAAGCAGCCUGAUUUUAGGGACGCCGACCCUUACCGCAUCCCCCACACCAAGGACACGGACCCAACGCAUCCCCGGAGCUACAAAACCUGCCGGCCUGAGGAGAACGACUCCUACGCCACCGAGAUGAAGGAGCUGCAGCUGGUGCUGUCGGAGGCCAACGAGAGCCUGCGUGGACUGCAGGAGCAGCUCUCGCAGGAGAGGCAGCUGAGGAAGGAUGAGGUGGACAAUUUCUCACAGAAGAUCUGCCAGCUGAAGGAGGACCACCAGAAAGCGCUGCUGCGGCGGGAGUUUGAGCUGCAGAGCCUGAACCUGCAGAGGCGGCUGGAGCAGAAGUUCUGGAGCCAGGAGAAGAACCUGCUGGUGCAGGAGUCACAGCAGUUCAGGCAGAGCUUCCUCCUGCUCUUCAUGAAGCUCAAGUGGUUCCUCAAGCGCUGGCGCCAGGGCAAGAUGGUGCACAGCGAGAGUGAGGACUUUUUGGAGGUGAACAGCAUGAAGGAGCUGUACCUGCUGCUGGAGGAGGAGGAGCUCGCCCCACAGCAGCAGGCGGACAACAAGACGUGUGCUGGGGACGCCUGGACCCCCAACACGCCCAACGAGUGCAUCAAGACGCUGGCGGACAUGAAGGGGACCCUGAAGGAGCUGUCCACCAAUGUGUCCCCACAGCUGGAGUCGAAGGCAGGCAAAGGGAUAGUGGAGCGCGCGCUACCGGACUGGAAGGUGGCAUUGAAGAGGGAACGUGAGGAGCACCAGCAUCUCCUAGCCGAGUCCUACAGUGCCGUCAUGGACCUCACCAAGCAGCUGCAGAUCAGUGAGAAGAACUGGAACCAGGAGAAAGUGGAGCUGCUGGCCCGCUUCAAGGAGGAGCAGCAGCAGGCAGAGCAGCAAGCGAAGGACCUGCAGAACAAAAUCAACCAGUUGCAGAAAGGAGCCAACCCAUGGGCAUUGAAGCAUUCUGAAAUGGAGAAGCACGGCAGCAACUGGAAGGAGGCUCUCAAUGAAAAAAUCACAGACAAAGAGACAAUCUCUGAAGCAGAAGCUAAGGGAACCAACCUCAAAAGGACCAAGUCCGUUUCCUCCAUGUCAGAGUUUGAGAGCUUGCUCGACUGUUCUCCCUACCUCCCUGGAAAGACUGCGCCAGGGCUGGGCGACCAUUCCCGGGGCAAAAAGGCAUCUGCGGCCACCCAGCUGUUGCCCAACGGGAUCCGGGACAGUGCUGGUGUUCCUCCCUCAAAUUGUACAUAUGUGAAUAUUGAGCAACCUGCUCCUGACAGCCUGGCCAAGGAGAAGCUGGGCAUCUCCUCCUGGGACUACUCGCGGGCAAGCAGCCUCUCCGGGCACGACCCAGCCCAGAAGCAAAUGCAGAGGAGCUACACGGCGCCCGACAAGACGGGGAUCCGCAUCUACUACAGCCCGCCAGUGGUGCGGCGGCUGGAGGCACCUCUGGUGCACAGCAAGGAGGGGAAGAUCAUGAUUGAACCCGGUUUCUUGUUCACCAUGGCCAAGCCGAAGGAGCCAGAGGAGUCGGCCAGCGCUGAGAGCACCUACAGCCAGUGGCUGUGUAACUUCUCCAAGCAGCAGCGGGAGCUGCUGGACAGUGGCACGGUGGAGAGCGUGGUGCCGCCGGUGCCCCACUUUCCCCCAUCGCUGCACGACCUGGAGAUCUCCGGCAACAUGAGCGACGACAUGAAGGAGAUCACCAACUGCGUGCGGCAGGCCAUCCGCUCCAGCUCUCUGGAGAGGAAGGUGAAAAGCACCUCCAGCCAGACAGUGGGGCUGGCCCAUGUGGGGACGCAGACCAUCCAGACGGUGAGCGUCGGCCUGCAGACUGACCUGCCGCGCGGCAGCGGCAUGCACGGCAAGAGCUGGUCCCCACGCAGCUCCUCCCUUGUGUCCGUGCGCAGCAAGCAGAUCUCCUCCUCCCUGGAUAAGGUCCACUCCAGGAUCGAGCGGCCAUGCUGCUCCCCAAAAUACGGCUCUCCAAAGCUCCAGAGGAGGUCUUCCUCCAAGCUGGAUGCGUCCAAGGACAGGAGCCUCUGGAACCUCCACCAGAGCAAGCAGAACGGCUCUGCCUGGGCCCGC
Fulmarus glacialis (Northern fulmar) is the source of this 3084-nucleotide messenger RNA. It is a transcript of the gene MTCL2, whose product is annotated as suppressor of glucose, autophagy associated 1. The record is from RefSeq and is a predicted model, not a curated record. Gene Ontology annotation, biological process: insulin receptor signaling pathway; regulation of autophagy. Lineage: Eukaryota; Metazoa; Chordata; Aves; Procellariiformes; Procellariidae.